AUGCAGCCCGAAAGAUUGAUCAGCUCUGGCUGCAAAGCGUUUUUGUCGGAGGAUGUCUACUUCGCCCAUCCACACUACUAUGGAGACUGCGUGUUGAUAACGCGACUGGGCAGCUUCAUGGCUCCAGCCAUUGCCAGCCUUCUCAUCACAUUCUUUGUUCUUGAUCGAUAUGUCCUCCAAGCGUUUGUGCUUCCCGCUCUAUACGGAACAAAAUAUACGAAAAUGGAAACCCGGUUCCAGCGAAUCUUCUCCAUUACACAUCUUGAUUGGAUCGUUCGAUUGAUCUCACUGUCUACGGUAUCCAAGGGAGUGUUCGAGGUGGUCUUUGGAGGCCGCCAUUGGUCUGAUUCGUAUUUCGCGGACCCUUCCAUCACUCACGCUACGCUGGGAGAUGUCGCCUCUGUUGCUAUGUACUUGGUGUGCGCAUUCAAAACAUUUGAGCUUCUUCGAGCCCAGGAUUUGAAGUUGUUGAUUGUCUUGCAUCAUGUGGGAACUAUUGUAAUGAUCCAGGGAUUCUUGUCUUUGGCUUUCAAUCUCCCUGAAAAUGGUCUUUCAACAAGAUUCCACUCGAGAACUCUCGCGGAUAUGUUUGGCUUCUGGGUGUUCUUCGAUGGCACCCUGGGUGUUGCCUCGCAUUUGACGCUGAUCCUCCGGCGAGGUUGUUCAACGCAGACUGAGCUGCUGUACAGAUUCUACGAUAUAACCUAUGCUGCUUCUCUGCUUAGCACUAUACUCGAACCGAUCAUCGUCGCAUACCUCCUCCAUCUGCAUUGGAACCGGUUGUCUCUCACCGCUCAUGUGGUCAUCUCAUCCCUGCAGGUCUUGUUCUUUUUCUCCAAGCUCAAGGUCUGCUCACGGGUGGGCGCUGCUCGCAAGGAGAGCCAAAAGGCAACACCACCUACAGAAAAGAACUGA
Penicillium soppii is the source of this 915-nucleotide messenger RNA. RefSeq lists its product as uncharacterized. The coding region runs from base 1 to 915 and encodes 304 amino acids. The record is from RefSeq and is a predicted model, not a curated record. The transcript has 2 exons. Lineage: Eukaryota; Fungi; Ascomycota; Eurotiomycetes; Eurotiales; Aspergillaceae.